This is a messenger RNA of Pseudoliparis swirei, 795 nucleotides long. Its product is annotated as MICOS complex subunit MIC26-like. Gene Ontology annotation, cellular component: MICOS complex. Lineage: Eukaryota; Metazoa; Chordata; Actinopteri; Perciformes; Liparidae. The record is from RefSeq and is a predicted model, not a curated record. Gene Ontology annotation, biological process: cristae formation.
UUACCGCUUCGCUCCUCGGACACCGUAGGAGCGAAGGUGACAGGCAGCGCAAUGCCGGCAGCUGCGUCUCUUUGGCCGAGCCCCGUGUUGGCCCGGAGCCCCGGGGGCCCGGAACUUCCGGCCCCUUUGCUCCGGGACGAGCUGAGCCUGUACGGGGCCCCGCGGCCGGAGCCCCCGCGCGUGGAGCCCGCAGCAGGUGACCUGGAGCAGCGGGUCGCCGCGGUCCGGAGGUUAACGGAGCCGUACGCCGGGUGGUGCCGGGCCACCUAUGACGUCAUCGAACCCAAGGUUCAGAGCGCCGUCGGGUGCGCGCGCGACACCUGCGGCUACCUGAGGGACCCGCCGAAGGACUUCUACCCGCGGGCGGGAGUCAUCUGCUUCACCGGCGUCCUGGGGCUGCUGCUCGCCAGACGCUCCCGGGCGAAGAGGCUCGUGUACCCGGCGGGCCUGGUGAGCGCGACCGCCGCCAUGUACUACCCGGAGCGCGCGGCCGCCGCGGACUGCGGGUACGACCGGGCGGUGCGCAGCUCCGCCGCCCUGGAGAAGAUGGCGAAGCCCCAGAGAAAAGGCUCCGACUCCGGGGAAUGAAGCCCGAGGAGAGGAACUUCCGCAACCACCAAAUGAAACGCGCUUUGUUGCUCCGCUGCGGCGGGUUGACGCCUGUGACGUCAUCACGCCCACGCUCUUGCACUAAGGAUGGAUGUAAGUCAGGCCGGGCACAAGGGCCUGGAGAUUUUGACCUGAAUGUAUAUUUAUAUAGAGAAUUAAUUAUAAAUAAAAGUUUUCUUUGACUUA